This is a messenger RNA of Phyllostomus hastatus (greater spear-nosed bat), 1612 nucleotides long. Its product is annotated as F-box/LRR-repeat protein 21. The transcript has 5 exons. NCBI's taxonomy places the organism in Eukaryota, Metazoa, Chordata, Mammalia, Chiroptera, Phyllostomidae. The record is from RefSeq and is a predicted model, not a curated record. Bases 308 to 1612 code for a protein of 434 amino acids. Gene Ontology annotation, cellular component: nucleus; SCF ubiquitin ligase complex; cytosol. Gene Ontology annotation, biological process: SCF-dependent proteasomal ubiquitin-dependent protein catabolic process; G2/M transition of mitotic cell cycle; entrainment of circadian clock by photoperiod. Gene Ontology annotation, molecular function: protein binding.
CCCGCAGCCUCUGGGGGCUUCGCCGCCGGCGGAGUGCCGCCAGCUGCGGGGCAGUCGUCUGGCGAACGGCGGUGUGCGCGUUGAAACACGCGCGGUUGUGUGUUUAGAGGUAGCAUUUCCAUCUGGGGAUCUCAGUGGUCUUAGAGGAGUUCGCCUCAGCGGACUGCGAGGAAGCUGCGGUCCAGAACCAGGGUCCAGCCUCUGUCAGGCGGGUGGUGAUUUGGAGCCUCGGAGGCACCCUCGGUCAGCGCGCUCUUGGGGAACAAGGAGGCGUGACCUGGCAUUCUCAGCCGCCGGAAACGUGAGAAUGAAGAGGAACAAUUUAUCUGCUGUGAACAAAAUUGUCCAUUCUUCACCAGCAGUGAAACAGCCAAAACUUGGAUUCUGCUCUUCUCUCGACCAGACUCAUAUGUACACUGUUCUUCUAGACUGGGGGAGUUUGCCUCACCAUGUAGUGUUACACAUUUUUCAGUACCUUCCUUUAAUAGAUCGGGCCCGGGCAUCUUCUGUAUGUAGGAGAUGGAAUGAAGUUUUUCAUAUUCCUGAUCUUUGGAGAAAGUUUGAAUUUGAACUGAACCAGUCAGCUACUUCAUAUUUUAAGUCCACUCAUCCUGAUCUCAUUCAGCAGAUUAUUAAAAAGCAUGCUGCCCACCUUCAGUAUGUCAGCUUUAAGGUUGAUAGUAGUACUGAAUCAGCAGAAGCUGCCUGUGAUAUACUUUCUCAGCUGGUAAAUUGUUCUAUCCAGACCUUAGGCUUGAUUUCAACAGCCAAGCCAAGUUUUAUGAAUAUGUCAAAGGCUCACUUUGUGUCAGCACUUACAGUUGUUUUUAUCAACUCAAAAUCAUUGUCAUCAAUCAAAAUUGAAGACACACCAGUGGAUGAUCCCUCACUGAAGAUUCUCGUGGCAAAUAAUAGUGAUACUCUAAGACUCCUAAAAAUGAGUAGCUGUCCUCAUGUUUCAUCUGAUGGAAUCCUUUGUAUAGCUGAUCAUUGUCAAGGCCUUAGAGAACUGGCAUUGAAUUAUUACAUGCUAAGUGAUGAACUUCUCCUGGCACUUUCAAGUGAGACUCACGUUAACCUUGAACAUCUUCGAAUUGAUGUUGUGAGUGAAAAUCCUGGACAAAUUGAAUUUCAUUCUAUUAAAAAACAAAGUUGGGAUGCGCUAAUUAAACACUCCCCUGGAGUUAAUGUUGUUAUGUACUUCUUUUUAUAUGAAGAGGAAUUUGAGACAUUCUUCCAAGAAAACUCCCCUGUUACUCACCUUUAUUUUGGCCGUUCAGUAAGCAAAGCAGUUCUUGGACGGAUAGGUCUUAACUGUCCAAGACUAAUCGAGUUAGUAGUGUGUGCCAAUGGUCUCCAAACUCUUGAUGAUGAACUUGUUUGUAUUGCUAAACACUGUAAAAACUUCACAGCCUUGGGCCUGAGUGAAUGCGAAGUUAGCUGCAGUGCCUUCAUUGAGUUUGUGAGACUGUGUGGGACAAGGCUAGCCCAGCUCUCCAUAAUGGAGGAGGUUUUGAUCCCUGAUGACAAUUAUAGCCUGGAUGAAAUUCACACUGAAGUUUCCAAAUACCUGGGAAGACUGUGGUUCCCUGAUGUCAUGCCUAUUUGGUAA